AUGGGCUCUUACAACUUCCGAUGGGGUCACCGAAACGACGUCGUCUACGUGACUGGCACGUUCGAUAAUUGGAGCAAGUCGGUCAAGCUCGACAAGAAGGAUCAAGUGCACGAGAAGCGCGUGAAUCUGCCCCAGACCGACGGCAAGAUCUACUACAAGUUUGUCGCAGACGGCGAGUGGAAACACGACCACACUGCGAAGACCGAGACCGACCACGAAGGCAACGUCAACAACGUUCUAUCCCCUGACGACCUUGGCCCCAUCGACCCCAUGGCUGACAACGUGAAUACCUCCUCCGUCGCACCCGGCGCAACCACGACUGAUUUGGCUGGCAAGCAGCCGCUGGAGAAGGACCAGAAAGACAAUGACUUGCCGGGUGCCUUUCCCGAGACACCAGCGGCGACAGCUGGCGAGGAGAAGAGCAAUCCACUAGGCGGGAGCGCCAUUGCAGGUGGUCUGCUUGCUGGAGGUGCUCUUGCUGCCUCUGGAGACAAGAAGGACGAACAGACCUUCUCCGUCAACCCCAUUCCUGCCUCGUCUGGCGCCGGCAACCCAAUUACUCUAGCUCCUGGUGAAAAGGUCCCCGAUCCAUCAACAAUCAACAGCAAUACUAUCUCAUCUACCGUCCGCGACGACCCAUCGUUAAAGAGCAGUACUCAAGAUUCAGAACAGACUGUUGGCGUGGCACCUCUUCCUGCUACUGGUGGCGCAGGUAACCCAGUUCACCUGCAGCCAGGCGAGCCCGUUCCAGACCCAAGUACUAUCACCCGCAGCACUGUUGACAGCAACGUGAAGCUGGACAAGGAGUCGUACGAGAAGAGCGACGCCGCUGCACCAGUUCUUCCCGCCACAAAUUCAUCAUCCGCGGCAGAAAGCGCUGCAGCUGGCGGAGAGCUCCUCGGCGGUCUUGGACCUCAAACCACGAAUAUGAUCCCAGAGUCCAGCAUGGGCAUGGGUAAAGACGCACCAGGUCCUAUGGACGGCGCUGCUAUCAACUCGGUCGGCGCAACCAGCACGACCAACGAGCUCGCAGGUAAAGUGCCACUCGAACCCAGGGGAGGAGCCACUGGAGCCAUGAUCAACACCGUCGGCGAGAACAGCACCACGAACGCACUCGCUGGCCAAGUCCCACUGGAAGCAAAGGGCAUCCCUGAAGUGGUUGCCGAGAGCCAGAAGGAGGCUGGUCAAGCACCCGAAGCUGCCGCCAAUCCAACAGCUGUGGAGGAGAAGAAGGAAGUCGAGGAAGAACUGAAGAAAAAGGUGCCAGAAGAGCCAGUCACAAGCGAUGACAGCCACAAGGCCGGAAUUGCCGGCGCUGUUGCUGGAGGUGUCGCCGCCGCUGCCGUUGCAGUCAACAAGACCAAGGAGGCUACCGGCAAGGAUCCAACCUCUGUGCUGCCAGAGUCCGUCCAGUCGGCUGUUGACGAGCAGAACGCGGCUUCCACCAGCGCUGCCAACGAAGUCCCGGCUGAAGUCAAGGACUCUCAGAAGCAGGCCCACGCUGAGCCAGAAGCAUCUGGUAACCCAGAAGCUGUCCAUGAGAAGAGCGACGUGGAAAAAGAGCUCCUGUCCAAAGUCCCAGAGUCACAAGCAAGCGGCGAGCCAGCGCCAACGGUCAGCGCUGCUACAGCAUCCACUGCACCAACCUCAUCCACUGGCGCGCCUCAGCUCGCCGACCCCACGGCGGGCGUUGCAGCACUCAGCCUGGACGACAAAUCCAAGGAUGGUCUGAACGCAUCAGCUGACUCUCAGGCACAAUCCCAAGCCGCCAAACCAGCUGCGCUUGCAGCCGAGGCCGGUCCCUCUACCACAGGUCAAUCUGCGCCUGAAGUCACCACUGGCGUUGACUCGGGCAAGGCGCCUGCGCAAUCCACUCCUGUUGGCACUCCUAGGAAGAAAACUUCAUCGACACCUGGCAAGCGCAACUCGAUUAUCGAUCGACUGAUGGGCACUCCGGACUCACAAAAGACUGCUGAUAGUGCCGGCUCCGCUAAGAAGAAGGGCCUCUUCAGCAGGAUCAAGGACAAACUCAAGCAGUAG
Molecule: messenger RNA, 2040 nt
Organism: Pseudocercospora fijiensis CIRAD86
Lineage: Eukaryota; Fungi; Ascomycota; Dothideomycetes; Mycosphaerellales; Mycosphaerellaceae
Product: carbohydrate-binding module family 48 protein
Exons: 4
Coding region: 1-2040 (679 amino acids)
Biological process (GO): signal transduction
Cellular component (GO): nucleotide-activated protein kinase complex; cytoplasm; nucleus
Molecular function (GO): protein kinase binding
Source: RefSeq, a predicted model, not a curated record